Molecule: messenger RNA, 1150 nt
Organism: Lagenorhynchus albirostris (white-beaked dolphin)
Lineage: Eukaryota; Metazoa; Chordata; Mammalia; Artiodactyla; Delphinidae
Gene: SPACA9
Product: sperm acrosome associated 9
Exons: 2
Coding region: 31-459 (142 amino acids)
Cellular component (GO): ciliary base; acrosomal vesicle; sperm flagellum
Source: RefSeq, a predicted model, not a curated record
ACAGCUCCUCUCACAAUACUCCUGGUGCGCAUGUCACAAGUCGAUAGGAUCAAGAACCAAGUCGGUUUUGCUCUCAGGGGCUCUUGGGGCCACCAGUCAAGGUGGCCUCCCGACAUGGCGAACUACCUCAGCUGUCACGAGGCCAGGAACCACUGUGGAGGCGUGGUCAGCCUCAUCCCCAUCGUCCUAGACAUGAUGAAAGAAUGGGUCGCCCACUCGGAGAAGCUGCCCCGCAAAGCGCUGCAGCACGUGAGUGAGCCCCAGGCCACAGGUACCCAGCCUCGGCUAAGAAAAGACAAGUGGGCAACCGACACAAGACAGCCUCAAACCUAUAGGGGCAAAACAGUGUUCAAAACCGCCCUGGAGACCAGCUGGUGGGAAACUGUAACUCAGCUGGUGACCUGCUUGAUCCCAAUCCCAUCCUGUCCCAUCCCGUCCCGUGGGGCACUUUGCUACUAAGCUUGGUUUCCACAAGUUGAUCCAUUUUCACUGGUGCCCACAGUCUUUGCCACUUACUAACCCCCAAGGGGACCGCCCCACGUAUGACUGAGAACCUCUUUUCCUCUUGUGCUGUGACUUCUAACUUUUCCUCACCUCUGAGCGUCAGGCUCCGUACUGAUGAAGAGGACCCUCACUUAGUGUUGCCUGUAGAGGGUGUCCCGGGGAGGCCGGGAAAGGGCUAGGGCACCGACUGUCCCGCCCAGGCCCAGCUUUCCCAGCUGAGCCGUGCAGCUGGAGGAGGCCACUCAGCUCCCUUCCCGCCGCAGCGGCAGCCAUAGGCGAGACGCCACUCUCUGCAAGACAGGGCUGCUCCCGCCUCCCGGGAUGCUGAGGGCAGCAUGCUGAACUGCUCAGUGUGAUCAGGUCUCUGGACCAAAGCCCAAAGGGGAACGAACCCACCUUGCCUCUCCUUUACUUGGGAGAGACUGAGAGCAGCCGGAAGAAUUGAUUUUGUGGUUCCCGUCCGAGGACAGUUACCUGGUUUUCACAACAUAAUUGAGGCCCAGACAUUGUAAAAUGCGUCACUGGCUUCCGAGCUUGCCAGAAGUACUGUCUGACUGUUGGUUUUUGCCUCUUCACAGGGGGCAACUUAGCUUCUGUAUUCUUGCUUCCUAGGAGGCGACAGUCAAGAAUAAAAAGCGUUCUGCCA